This is a messenger RNA of Oncorhynchus tshawytscha (Chinook salmon), 2907 nucleotides long. RefSeq names its product neurite extension and migration factor-like. Gene Ontology annotation, cellular component: nucleus. NCBI's taxonomy places the organism in Eukaryota, Metazoa, Chordata, Actinopteri, Salmoniformes, Salmonidae. Gene Ontology annotation, biological process: negative regulation of neuron migration; negative regulation of cell adhesion mediated by integrin; negative regulation of cell-matrix adhesion. The transcript has a single exon. Bases 413 to 2893 code for a protein of 826 amino acids. The record is from RefSeq and is a predicted model, not a curated record.
CCUCCCCCUGCCCCUGCCUGUCCCUGCCUCCCCCUGCCCCUGCCUCACCACUCACCUCCCCCACCAUGAUGGAGUUGGGGGUGUGUCCUAUCUGACAGAGGAGUGUCUUCUACAGGCCACGCCCACCUGCCUUGGGUGCUUCAUUGAGACCCGGGACCCCGCCCCUAUCCAUGACCCCAUCCCUAUCCAUGACCCCGCCCCUAUCCAUGACCCCGCUCCUAUCCAUGACCCCGGCCCCACGACUCCUGACCUUGACCGCGAGGCAGGGCUGGUAAGCCACCAGGACUUGGAGGCCACUUCCUGUCCUAUCUCUGACAUCCGCAGCAUCAAUAUCCCAUGUCUGAGCCAGGCUGGGGAGGUCAUAGAGGUCCUCGGGGAGCCGCUCCUGCCAGACCAGCUUCUCAGCUUCUCCAUGACCAAAACCUGCCACGCCACCGCCCUCACUACCGCCCUCGUUACCACUAACGACAAGACAGGAGACAACAGAGAGAAGACAGAAGCAGAGGAUCCCACGACCAAGAUUCUGUAUGAGGGCCUCCUAUUGGACAAGAUGAACAGAGAGGAGGACCUCCUAUUGGACAAGAUGAACAGAGAGGAGGGCCUCCUAUUGGACAAAGUGAAUGUGGAGGAAAUGCUGCUAUUGGACAAGGUCAACGGGGGGGGAGUGUUGCUAUUGGACAAAGUGAAUGGGGAGAAGGUGCUGCUAUUGGACAAGGUCCCCAGGGAGGAAGUGUUGCUAUUGGACAAGAUGAACAGAGAGGAGGUCCUCUUAUUGGACAAAGUGAACGGGGAGGAGGUGCUGCUAUUGGACAAGGUCCCCAGGGAGGAAGUGUUGCUAUUGGACAAGAUGAACAGAGAGGAGGUCCUCUUAUUGGACAAAGUGAAAGGGGAGGAGGUGCUGCUAUUGGACAAGGUCAGCAGGGGGGAAGUGUUGCUAUUGGACAAAGUGAACAGAGAGGAGGUCCUCUUAUUGGACAAAGUGAAAGGGGAGGAGGUUCUGUUAUCGGACAAGGUCAGCGGUGAGGAGGUCCUUCUGGCCAAUCCGGGUCAGGACUGGGGUUACUUCGAGUCGUUUAUCAGUGAGUCCAAGAUGGAGCUGCUGGACCUGUGCUCUAAGACCGACCUGUCAGUCAACCUGUUCUCCGAAGACGACGUUGACAACCUGUUUGACGACGACGACGAGGACUCAGCUCUGAGCAGCGAAAUGUGUUCUCUAAAGAUCCGCUACGAGUCCUUCCAGGACAACAUGAGAGAGAAGACCAACGUCCUGCAGGAGGACACACAGUUCAACUUCUUCCCCUCUGUCCUGGUCAACUGUGCCAAGAGGGAGGAAGGAGGAGGAGGGGGGAGGAGGAUAGGUGAGGAGGGUAAAGCUGAGGAGCUGAGCCUUGUGGUGGGGGAGGAGGGUGGGAAGGUGGGGGAUGUUAGUCCCCUAGUGGGGUCUCAGGGGUCCCAGGGUUCAUCCCUCUCCUCCCCCUCCUCUGUCAACUACUUGCUGGAGUUCAGAAAUUCAGUCGAGGAGGAUGCGGAGUACAGCGAUGAGUCCUCCUGCACCUCCUCGGACACCCUGCAGGAGGUGCAGCCGGGCCAGAGGAGGGGAGGAGGAGGUGCGCCCAGGGGUUCCAGGAGACCCUCUGACCCUCUGGACUACGGCCUGCGCUCCAAAAGGAAGGUCCACUACAGUGACGACUACCUGUACGACGUCGACUCCAUCGACAGCCACGACAAGACCGAGAGAAUCGCCACGGAGAAGAGAGAGAAGGUUCCGGCGGAACAGAGGGAGGAGGAUGUGGACUGGUGCCCCAAGAAGAGACGGAAAUUCUCCCGGAAGGAGCCGCCAGUCAUCACCAAGUACAUAAUCAUCAACCGCUUCAAAGGACAGAGACGCAUGUCUGUGAAUCUGGGCAGGCUGGACCCUGCCGGGGACGCUGCCGUGAGCCUGGACCCUGCCGGGGAGAACCACUACUCCUCUCUGUCUCCACUGAAAGACUUCUGGCAGGAGAGGAGGAGGGAGUGGGAGGAGCAGCUACGGCUGGCGUCCAGAGAUAAACAGCAUCUGAACAGGCGCCGCCACCGCCCCUUUAGUUCCAUGCACCCCAAACGGAAAUACAAGAUAGCCAACAGGCUGUGUGUCCAGAGGAUCCCCCAGACAGGGGAGGGAUCAGCAGCAGCUCAGGACUCCGGUUCUACCCCCUCUGUCUCUGAUCAGGCUGUUACUACAGAGGAGGGGGGAGGGGGAAGAGCAUCAUUAGAACCACAGGACAUCACACACACCGGAACAGCCAAGAGGAGCCGCACCCAGGAGAGAGAGGAGAGGGAUGGGAGGAGGACGGGAGGAGGGAAAACAGGGAGGAUAAGGAAAUUCAAGAGCCAAGCCAGGCUGAGCAGUAACAAGACCAUGAAAGAGGGAGGAGCAGGUGGAAGAGCGGAGGGGGGGAGCGUGAUGAAUGGAGCGGUGGAUGCCUGUACUGCUGCUGAUGCUGGGGUGUUAACCAACCAGGAGCCUGCUGGCAGCGUACGAGUGGCAGACAUCAGCUCUAACACACCCAGCCCCCCUUUCUCCUUCCUGGAUCCCACCAACCAGCAGACAUUCCCCUUCACCUCCUCCUCCUGUGCCUCUGUCCUCAUCUCUUCUGACCAAGCUGUACCUUCUGGGGAGAGGGAGGAAGAGGUGUCCGUGAUCCCAGGGGGGUACCUGCAGACCCUACUAGAUUACUCAGACUCCUCCAGGAGGGUAGGUAUCACCUACUACCCCCAGCAUCCCCCCACGCAGAACUAUCCCCCGGGUCUCUCUCUAGAGGAGAAACAGCACCCCAGGCAGAACUAUCCCCCAGGUCUCUCUCUAGAGGAGAAACAGCCCCCAGGCAGAACUAUCCCCCGGGCCUCUCUCUAGAGGAGAAACAGCAC